GGUUUGGUUGGUUUGCUGGGACUGUUGCACGCUGUGGAUUACAAGAAAGCCAGUAGUGGCUGCAGGCAGUCAGGCUACUUUUGCCUCAAAAUGGUCAUACCAAGCAGUAUACUAAGCAUGGGAUUGCUUUCCCCUGGUAGAAGAUUGAGGAGCAUUUCUUCUUCACUCUUUGGAUGCAGGAUGCAGACAAGUGCAGCAAAAUCAGAUGAAGAUGAGAAGAAGAUGCAGUUUCUUACUGUGAUGAGGGAGGUGCCUGUCCCAGUUGUCGUAGUAACUGCCGCGGCCUCUGGCGGUCCACGUCGUGGGUUCACCUGCAGUAGCUUCACCAGCGUUUCGGCACACCCACCUCUGGUCAGCGUGUGUAUCGGUCAACCGAGCAGGUUCCUGCGGCUGGUGCUCGACACGGGACGGUUCAAUGUGCACGUGCUGGCAGAGCGGCAGGUGAGCCUCAGCGUCCACUUUGCCCGUCCUCCGGAGAAGAACGAAGACCAGUUUGACGGCAUCUCACACACCACCGACGAGAAUGGUGUGCCGCUGCUGCCCGAUGUUGCCGCAGGCAUUCGGUGUUCAGUGUUCAAGUCAGACAUAGUGGGCGACCACGCUGUCAUCUACGGCGAGGUUUUGGAGUCAACAGUAGCCCAGGACCGCCCUCCGAUGGUGUUUUACCAGCGGUCAUACCACAGUCUGGCUGAGGCAGCGUUCAUGUCAGCAUUUGAGCGUCAGACUCUGCCCUUUGAGGACUGGACCCACGAGGCGCACAUACGGAUGGCCUGGAACUACCUGAGACAGCACCCGCUGCCAGAGGCCGAGAGACUUAUCAAGCAAGGCAUCCAGCGCUACAACAUCGUCAACAAGACCCGCGUCUCCCGCGGCUACCACGAGACCGUCACGUGCUGUUUCGUGCGACUGGUGGCUGCCGCUCUGCGCGACCCUAUCACCGGCUCUGCCAACACUUUCCGCGAGUUUCGGCGGCGCAAUGAGUACCUGUGGGACUCAACUCUGGUGGGACGGUACUACUCACCGGAAAGGAUUAACUCGGAGGAGGCGCGAUUGAGCUUCGUGGAGCCGGACCGUCAGCCUCUGCCUGACGUCAGCUGAGACGAUCUCGCCUUCUCUGAACGGACUAGUUCAGUUGCCGUCUCGACCGUCGCCUCCCGGAGCGUCAUCAAGCCCUGAACUCAGGUCAGCGACUGAAGCGGUGCUUGUGUCACGGCUUUUAAAUGCAGCUGGGGAAGCUGGGUUUGUUAGGAAAAUGAAGUAAGGGCGAUGGAAUGUGCCACUGUGCGCAGCUGUGUCAUUGUGCUUUGUUUGUUAUUGAUCCAGAUAGAUUGACUUUGUGAGGUGAUUUCAAGGUAAUAGCUACCUAUGUGGCACAUCACGUCCAUGUGUAGAUGCGACAGCAGUCGGUUGACCAGCCCCCACGAAAGAUUGCAAUGCAACAUUGAUGAGUUUAGGCAAGCAGAGCUACAAGAAUGGUUCCAUAAGAUUUAUAAGCUUAAAUUCGCGUAAAAAUGAAGGAACCGGUAGCUUUACGUUUGUCUCUCUUGCAUGUCGGAUUUUUUUUUUUUUUUGGGUGGGGGGGGGGACAGGAUUAUAAGCUCAACGCAGCUGUCUGAUGUAGUUCAUAACUUAAUCCCUUAGAACCUAAACGGUGGGAUCUUAAUUUGUAACGUACCAAUCGAUUUAUUAUUAUGAAGGUUAUCAUCUGAAUAUUUAUACUUCAACAUCGGCAUUUGGUAUAACUACCCUACGCUACGUGCAGUAAUGUGCAGUAAUGUCUAAAGCAGUAAUGUCCUCGGCUGUGCAAACGUGUGCGUCAGAGUCCAAAUGUCCAACUCUAGUCGUACUUUGUGCCAGGUUCAUAACGGGUGACUGUCGGAACAUAUUUUUAUAUAAAGACAUCGCCGGUG
Messenger RNA from Amphibalanus amphitrite, 1910 nucleotides. RefSeq lists its product as uncharacterized. The transcript is spliced from 9 exons. Gene Ontology annotation, molecular function: FMN binding; riboflavin reductase (NADPH) activity. NCBI's taxonomy places the organism in Eukaryota, Metazoa, Arthropoda, Thecostraca, Balanomorpha, Balanidae. The record is from RefSeq and is a predicted model, not a curated record. Bases 91 to 1098 code for a protein of 335 amino acids.